AUGAUUUUAUCACCAGCUGAGAAACAGUACUUGUAUGACUCUCUUAGUCAUCCACAACUCAUUAGGCCAGAUUCACGAUCAACUCAUCAAUAUAGGCCAUUGGAGGCGACUACUUCUUUCUUGCCAGGAUCAAAUGGCUCGGCACGAAUAAGACUCUCAGAUGGUUCUGAGUGUAUAGUCAGUGUUAAAUCUAAAGUUGUCACUUACGAUGCACGAAUCAACCACAAUGCAGUAGAGUUGGACAUUGAUAUUGUGGGAUAUAGAGACGAUUCAAAUUACGUGGCCAAUUUGCGAUAUCAGCUAAGCAACCUCUUGCAACAAAAUUUCCCACACGACGUCUUGAAACUCACAUCACGAUAUGCGUUUAAAUUGUUUAUUGAUUGCAUUGUUAUUAGUCAUACUUCGUAUCCACUAAGCCUUAUUAGUUUCGCCACUUAUUUGGCUUUGAAGCUGACAAAAUUGCCGCUUUUAAUCAGUGAUGUUAAUGAUGAAGAAGUCGCCGAGUUACCAACAUUUUCAGACGAUUGGGACAAUGCCACAUCACUUUCGCAGAUUUUGCAGGAGAAACAAAUUGCCAGCGCAGAUUUUCAACCGCCAGUGCUAGUGACAAUUGGUGUUGUGGGCAACAACUUGAUAUUUGAUCCUUCUCUUGAGGAAGAGCAAGUCUUGGAAAAUAGUCUAAUUGUUGGUUUCUAUAACGGCAAGGUUAUAACACCUAUAUUAAAUGCAAAUUUCUCAAGCAACAACUACAAAGGGUUUGAUAAAAGUUUGAUGAUAAGAGCAUUAACUUUAAGUAACAAGUUUUGUCCAUACAUUAUUAAAGCUCUCGACACAUUGGUUGAGCAAGAAAGCUAUGAAACUGAAGGAUCUAUAUUUUAG
This is a messenger RNA of Lodderomyces elongisporus, 879 nucleotides long. It is a transcript of the gene RRP42, whose product is annotated as exosome non-catalytic core subunit. Bases 1 to 879 code for a protein of 292 amino acids. Gene Ontology annotation, cellular component: cytoplasmic exosome (RNase complex); nuclear exosome (RNase complex). Gene Ontology annotation, molecular function: mRNA 3'-UTR AU-rich region binding. The record is from RefSeq and is a predicted model, not a curated record. The transcript has a single exon. Gene Ontology annotation, biological process: U4 snRNA 3'-end processing; TRAMP-dependent tRNA surveillance pathway; nuclear polyadenylation-dependent mRNA catabolic process. NCBI's taxonomy places the organism in Eukaryota, Fungi, Ascomycota, Pichiomycetes, Serinales, Debaryomycetaceae.